AUGUCUGAGCGUAAAGUCUUGACCAAGUACUACCCUCCGGACUUUGAUCCGUCGGCGAUUACACGAACGAAGAAGGUCCCCGGUGUGAAACAGAAACUCUUGACUGUUCGUUUGAUGGCGCCAUUCUCAAUGCGCUGCACGAGCUGUGGUGAAUAUAUUUAUAAAGGCCGAAAAUUCAACGCUCGAAAAGAAACGACAGAAGAGAAAUAUCUUUCCAUCACGAUAUACCGAUUUUAUAUCCGCUGCACGAGAUGUUCUGGCGAAAUCACAUUCAAAACCGACCCAAAAAACAUGGACUACGUCUGCGAACGCGGCGCAAAACGAAACUUUGAGCCCUGGCGCAACGCCCAAGCCGACAACCUCAACGAAACCGAAGAAGAGACAUUAGACCGCUUAGAGCGCGAAGAGAACGAGGAACUCGAGCAACUCGAGCGCGAUAAGAUGGCGGAACUAGAAGAAAAGAUGCUCGAUUCCAAACGUGAAAUGGCCGUUGCCGAUGCGCUUGAUGAGAUUCGCACAAGAAAUGCACGAAUUGAAAGAGGGGAAGCGCUCGGGGAAGAUGUCGCUUUGUCAUAUGUCAAGGAUGAUGCUGAAGAGGCGAGGUUGCAGGCUGAGAAGGAAGAUGCGGAGAUUGCGCGUCGAGUGUUUAUGACUUCGACGGGAGAGAAGGUUAAACGAAUCGUUGAGGAUGAGGAGACAGUAGCGAAGACAGAAGAGACUCCUGUUCCGGCAGCAACAUUUACGAAAGCCAGGAAGCCGAAGAAGCCUUUUAAUGCAGGCUUGGGUAUUAAGAAGAAGCCGUCAUUAGUAUAG
This is a messenger RNA of Talaromyces marneffei, 813 nucleotides long. RefSeq lists its product as uncharacterized. Lineage: Eukaryota; Fungi; Ascomycota; Eurotiomycetes; Eurotiales; Trichocomaceae. Bases 1 to 813 code for a protein of 270 amino acids. Gene Ontology annotation, cellular component: U2-type catalytic step 1 spliceosome. The record is from RefSeq and is a predicted model, not a curated record. Gene Ontology annotation, biological process: mRNA splicing, via spliceosome. The transcript has 4 exons.